AUGCAAAAGUAAAUUUGUCAUUAUAAUUAAGAGAGGAAAUAGAUCAGGCAUUAAAAUAUUUCUGUUUCAAGUAUACCUACUACAAUAUAUUUACUUUGGCAUUCUCAUUAUUUCAAUAUGAUUUGCUUCCAUUUGCUCUACCUAUUGGAUUAUUAAUUAUUCAAGAACUUAUUUGUUGGAUUUGCCAUUCUAAAAGGAAUCUUAUUUUAUCAAUGUAACAUAUGCUUCAAAUUUUGGCUGCUAUUUUCAUAUUAAUUCUCUAUUAUAUAGAUCUGUAUUACUAUAUUUUUGUUAAUUUAUUUGUUGUAUUUACAACAUUCCUUGGAAUCAAAUGGAGUUGUUAAUAAGAUUAAUAACAUGAAUAUUCAACUAUCUUUAGAUAUGUAAAAAUAAUAAAUAUAUCAAAUUUAUAGCUUUAAGGAUUCUUUAGUAUAUCAAUAUUGAUUGCUUCAUUAUGUAUCACCAUUAAAUUGAAUGAAUUAGUUAAUUGGACUUGGUCUUAAACAUUCUGGUGGUAUUGGAUGUAUCUAAGUGCACUUAUAGGAAGUGCCUUUACUAUAUUAAUGAUCCUAAUUUCUAAAUUAAUUAAUUAAUUCUACUACCAUAGAAUAUCUCUCCAUUCAAAUGAAUGUAAAUAAUCAAUUUUAUUAUUUAGAUAAAACUUUGUUUUGGUCUUUUUAUUUAUUUUCAAUUACUAGUAUUUUAUCUGGAAUAUGGAUAAUUAAUACUUUCAAUCUUCUUGGAAUGAAUCUACAAAUUGAAAUUGGAAUUAUUAUUUUUAGCAUUAUUAUUGCAUUUAAUCUAGUUGUAUUUGCAGGAACUCAUUUUCUUUUUUAAGACAUUUCUUUAUUUUUUACUCAUCUAAUUAAUGCAGAAUUCCAGCAAAGAGAAUUACCAUCCAGUCCUAGAAUGGAUGAAAUCAGAAUCAGAUUAAAUUCAAAAUCUCCAAUAUUGUUAAAAAAAUUAUCUUCCUCGUAUUUUCGUUUAGUUACUUGUUAAGAAUUCUUAAUGUAUGCUAAUACUAAUAAAGAAGAACUCUUUACAGAAAGAGCUAAUAAUCUAUCAUAAAACAUUAUCAGAGAUGAUAAUUAGGAAAUUAAAAGAAUCAAAAAACCAAAGUAAAAAACUGAUAUUAUUCUUGAAACAUAAAAAACUCAAACCGCCCAUAAUUAAUGUAUAAUAUGUUGCGAAAAGUAAGCUAAUGCUGUUUUAAUGAAAUGUGGCCAUGGUGGAAUAUGUUUUGAAUGUGCAUAUGCAAAUGCACAAAAAAGUAAAGAAUGCUUUCUAUGUCGAUAAAUAGUCAUAGAAAUAUAUGAAAUUGAUUAAAAUGAUUAAGGCAAUUAUCUUAAGGUUUAUACUAAAACUAGAAUUAUUUGA
Molecule: messenger RNA, 1377 nt
Organism: Paramecium sonneborni
Lineage: Eukaryota; Ciliophora; Oligohymenophorea; Peniculida; Parameciidae
Source: the annotation of a GenBank genome assembly